AAUGUUUUAUCAGAGAUCAACACAAAGACAAACAUAUGUAGAACAUCUAACCGUUCAUUCGGCAUCCAGUUAUGGUAGACCAUAAAUCAAUAAUGGAAAUAAGAUUUUGCUACCAGCAUCAGCACUUCAAUAAUUAAUAUUUAUUAAACAAAAUGGACCCAUGAUCUUUAAAAUUACAUCAACAUUAUCAUAAAAAUUUACAUAUGUAGGAGUAUUAGAAUUUGUGGCAGAAGAAGGCUCUUGUAUUAUACCAGAUUGGUUAUUUGAAAAUAUGAACUUUUUUGAGAAUUGUUGGGUAAUUAUCAGCCUUGAAUAAAGUUUACCACUUGUAUAUUUAUUUAUAUUUAUAUAUCUAGGGUAAAUUAAUAAAGAUUUAACCACAUGAGACUGCAUUUAUAGAUCUACCUGAUCCUAGGGCUAUUCUAGAAAAUUAAUUAAGAAAUUAUAUAUGUCUAACUUAAGGUGAAACUAUCACUAUAACAUUCAAUAAGAAUAAAUAUAUGAUUGAUAUAGUUUCAGUAACUCCAUAAACAGAGAAACUUGCUGUAUGUAUAAAUGAAGCAGAUGUUGAAAUCGAUUUUUUAUAACCAUUAGUAUUUAAAUAUUCUAAAAAUAGGAUUAUACUGAAGCGCCUCCUCAAAAAUUAAUUAAAAACAAUUCUACUCUUGGAGUGGAAUAAGAAUAAUAAUAAUAAUAAUAAUAAUAAUAAUCUGUGUUUACUGGAAAAGGAAUUAGAUUAGAUGGCAAAACUGGAGUAGCUUAACCUAGAAAAUAAUCAGAAGAUGUUAAAAUUGUUGCUGAACCUUACAAUCCUAAAAAAAAUAAACUAGUUAAUGGUAUACGAUAAACUGAAGAAGUCUAACUUUUUAAAGGUACUAGCACUAAAGUUGGAGCUUAAAGAAAAUAACUUUGAG
Paramecium pentaurelia is the source of this 914-nucleotide messenger RNA. NCBI's taxonomy places the organism in Eukaryota, Ciliophora, Oligohymenophorea, Peniculida, Parameciidae. The record is from the annotation of a GenBank genome assembly.